UUCUACACUAUAUCUGUCAUAAGUAGUUAUUUCAACGCACAGACAUAUUUCAUAAACAGUUAGACAAUUAAUAAUGUCGUAUUUACAGUUUUUGUCGAGUGGACUGUUGCUUUUUUCAUUUUAUGUGUUGAGUAGUGUGUUUGGUUGCUCUCCGUCCCUCGAGCAUCCACAAGUUAAAUUUUGUCACAGUUAUUUUGUGAUACAUGGGACGGUGAAAAGUGUCACCAAGAUAAAUGGACCACCUGGAGAUCUUAAUGAUAACUUCGCUGUGUAUAAAUAUAGUAUACAUGUCAUCAAGAAAUUGAAGGGACCUGCCCAGAUCAAGGAAGGCAAAGAGAUUAUAGUUGAAACAUCGGGGAAUGGUGGCCUCUGUUUCAUUAGCCUGACAAUUGGAGAAGAAUAUGUCUUAUCAGGAUUUAAAACUGACACCGAUGGAUUACGAAGCCUUUCUUCAAAUAUUGUCUAUAAUGUCAAAGACCUUGCGACAAUGCCGUUGGUUCGGGACUACUUGUUAGGGACUGGAAUGAACACAUAUAAACGAAACUGUGAUCGUAAAUGCACGGAUUUCAGCAUACAAUCUACUUACUGCAAGAUUCCAGAUUCGACUUUUCAUUGCUACUCAAACAAUGCAAUCUGUAGAGAGAGAUAUGGUAAAUGCAAGUGGUUCAAUGCAGACAGUUGUAAACUUAGUGGCCCAGCAAUUCCUUAACUAUAAUUGAUAACAUUUAGCAUAUGAGUAAAAACAAAGACGUAGCUAGCAAAUCAGUUGAUUGUUUUUGUAAACAAUUACUGGUGUAGUCAAUAAAACAUAGUUUUACUUCA
This is a messenger RNA of Mytilus californianus (California mussel), 822 nucleotides long. RefSeq lists its product as uncharacterized. Gene Ontology annotation, molecular function: protease binding; metalloendopeptidase inhibitor activity. NCBI's taxonomy places the organism in Eukaryota, Metazoa, Mollusca, Bivalvia, Mytilida, Mytilidae. The transcript has 5 exons. Bases 74 to 709 code for a protein of 211 amino acids. Gene Ontology annotation, cellular component: extracellular matrix. The record is from RefSeq and is a predicted model, not a curated record. Gene Ontology annotation, biological process: negative regulation of endopeptidase activity; negative regulation of membrane protein ectodomain proteolysis.